Molecule: messenger RNA, 243 nt
Organism: Dovyalis caffra
Lineage: Eukaryota; Viridiplantae; Streptophyta; Magnoliopsida; Malpighiales; Salicaceae
Source: the annotation of a GenBank genome assembly
AUGUCGAUUGACCCGAAAAGGAAAGGAUUUACGAGCACCACUCCUCCAGCUUCACUGACCAAACUCUUGCUUCGUUCUCUGUCGCGUCUUAAGUCAAGAACGCCAAGCAACACCAUCCCUGUCUCUUCUUUUUCUCUUAAAUCGGAACAAGAUUAUAUUGCUCGGCAGCGAUUGUCAAAAGACAUUAUGCCACCAUUCUUGAGACAAGAGAUGGCAUCACUAUUACAAUUAGUGGAUUCAUAA